AUGGCCUCCUCAUUCACGGCCUGGCUGCGGUCUCCCGCUGCGCGGGAGUAUUUCAUGUCCACGCACUUCUGGGGUCCUGUGGCGAACUGGACGCUGCCGCUCGCUGCGAUUGCGGACUUGAAGAAGGAUCCGUCGAUGAUCUCGACGACCAUGACCCCCACCCUCUUCCUCUACUCGUGCGUCUUUAUGCGCUUUGCAGUGCGUGUGCAGCCGCGAAACAUGCUUCUGUUUGCGUGUCACUUUGUGAAUGCUGCUGCGCAAGGCACACAGAUCGUGCGCCUCGUGAAAUACAAAAACGAGCGCAACGAGCUGCCGUGGUCGAAGCAGACGGUGGCCAGUGCAUAA
Malassezia japonica is the source of this 345-nucleotide messenger RNA. RefSeq names its product Pyrimidine nucleotide transporter, mitochondrial. The coding region runs from base 1 to 345 and encodes 114 amino acids. Gene Ontology annotation, biological process: pyruvate import into mitochondria. Gene Ontology annotation, cellular component: mitochondrial inner membrane. The record is from RefSeq and is a predicted model, not a curated record. The transcript has 3 exons. Lineage: Eukaryota; Fungi; Basidiomycota; Malasseziomycetes; Malasseziales; Malasseziaceae.